AUGUCGUUUAUAUUCGAUGAUUACGAAGGGUUGCUAAGCUUAAACGUGCAUUAUGGUGGUAAGUUCAUCAUAAACCCUAAAAGACAAUAUGUAGAUGGAAAGGUUGAUUCUUUUGACUUUAUUGAUGUAGAAGAGUUUAGUUUAAAUGACAUAAAUGAAAUUAUGAAGGAGAUUGGUUAUAAACAUGGGAUAUGUUAUUAUCAUUACUUAGUACCUAAAAGCAAUUUAGAUGAUGGGCUUAGGGCAUUAAUAUAUGACAUGCAUAUUGAAACAAUGAAAAAAUAUGCUCCUAAGUAUAAACAAAUUAAGGUUUUUGUGGAGCAUAGUUGUGGGUUAUCUAUUGACCAAAUUAGGGAGAAAACCCCUGAGCUUGAACCAAUUAGGGAGAAUGUAGUUGAGACUGAGCUUGAGAAUGAACCAACUAGGGAGAAUGUGGUUAGUUUAGAAGAAACAGAGACUGUAGAAGUGACUGGGGAUAAUGAAACAGAUGGUGAAGAAGAGAAGGAUAAUGAAACAGAUGGUGAAGAAGAGAGUCAAAGUACGUCAGAGGGAGAUGACAGUGAGGAUGUUGACUUUGAACCAGAUAAAAAGAGGGAUGUUGGGGAUGAUGAGGAGGGUGAAGAAUUUUAA
Erigeron canadensis is the source of this 630-nucleotide messenger RNA. RefSeq lists its product as uncharacterized. Bases 1 to 630 code for a protein of 209 amino acids. The transcript has 2 exons. The record is from RefSeq and is a predicted model, not a curated record. Lineage: Eukaryota; Viridiplantae; Streptophyta; Magnoliopsida; Asterales; Asteraceae.